CUUUUUCGCGAUGGUAACACCUUGACGUUCGUGAAACAUUAUAAGGGUUGAAGUUAAUGUGAUUUUAGUCAGUUUAAUUUUCGAUGCCAUAGAUACAUGAUAACGACCCAGCAAACAUAAAGUAACAGUAAUACAACUAUUAGUUAUAAUUUCCUAUUCAACGGUAUAACUAUUAUGACACACGCGUUAUAUUGCAUUUACAUUGUUGAGUGAGAAGUUAUAACGAGCAGUUAUAUAAUUGUUACUUGAUGUUUGCAUUGCAUCUCAUGAAUGGGGGAGGUAAAUGUACACUCGUAAGAUAGCUCUCGAGAGAUAAUGCACAGAUGUAUAUUUUCAUCAUUAAGGAAACGAACUUCUCAAAUGACAUUGUUAACUUGUAAUAAUAUACAGUGCACGUGUAAACGUAAUUAGUAACGUCGUACUCGGUAAAAGAAGAGGGAAAAAAACAGAUGUAAUUGUUAAACAAUCGUCGAAUCCGUUUUCAACGUAAAUGUAUUACACUUCCUCGCCAUCCGUAAUGUCCUAAAUAUUAUAUUUGCAUAUAAAAUUUUUAUCUGUUUAAAUAUUAUGUAUUCGUUCCUUCGCGUGAACAUGCACUAUAAAGUAGUAUUAUUGUAUUUUUUUCUGAUCUCUUUUUCUCUCUCUCUCUUUCUCUCUGCCUUAAACGUCGCCUGAAAUGAUUACGCGAGAUACACGAGGUACGUCGAAUACAUUAUCAAAUUUUACGAAAGCGCAUCCACAAAGACCGUCUCAUAAUGAAAACGCUUAUAAAACACGCUACAGUACAGUAAAGUGACAUACGCAUUAUAAUACAAGUAGAACACGUGGACAGUCUUUUUUAACACAGCGCUAAUUAGCGAACAACGGAUUAUUUAUUUUAUUCUACACUGCUGCCUCUAGAUUUUCCGUUAGGGAUACAACAAUGGCAGAAUCUAUGUGUCCUGAAUUGGAUUCCUUUGUGAAUCAAGCAGCGUUAUUAUAUAGGAGACAAAAAUAUGAAGACGCGGCUAUUAUAUAUCAACAGUGUCUUGACAUAAUGAGUGACGUGGAAACAAAAGAAGAAAAGAUUACGCCCACUGGUAAACUGACGUACUUGGAUCAAUUGGAGUAUAUGUUAUGUGUCUGUUUAUUAGAGUCAAAUAAAUAUGAGAAUUUAUGGAAUGCGUUCAUCCGACUUAUUGCAUUGAAGUCUACUUACGGGAAUGCUUUUCCCGCAACUUAUUAUGCUCUAGCGAAAAUAUAUAUGAAGAUGUAUAUUUUUUUUUCGGCGGCGGAAGAAAUCAGGCAAGGCAUUUCUUUCUUGUACACUCAUGCGCCAUUCGACUCCUACUUUAUUCCACAAACGACUAGUAUCAUAGAAGAAACUACGCGAAUUGGUUUGCUCUUCAAACUUAACAUUAUACGUAACGAUUGUGUGUUGCUCAACAAUCCGGAUGCGAUUUGUUACUUGGACUCAAAGUGCAAAAAUCAUCUACCGUCGAUAAUCGCCAAAAUAUCAGGGCAGGAAACAAAUAAAGCUAUAUACCUUAAAGAUCCACAUUUUAAAGGUAUGGUUACAUUAAUCUGCAGCAAUCAUAUACCGUGUCUAUUACAGUAUCAUUGGAUUUGUUGGGAAUACUUGAAGGAACUUAAUGAUAUAAUAGAUAAUAGGGAUAUAUUUAAUAUUAAUUGCUUCAAUAAAAAGUGCAAAACUGAACGUAUUCCGAAUAAAUUUAUGCAAAUCGAGGUGAUCGGGAAGGACGGUGAACUUGUCGAGACUUUUAUAUCAAAAAAUAAACCUAAAAAAUCAAACAGUAUCAUGAAAGUGGUGACUGACAUCGAUGCGAAGGGCAAGUCAAAAUUUGUGACUUGCCGAACGGUACCUAUAAGCCAAAUAAAACGAAAGAAUAUAGAGGAAGCAUCUGAGGAAAGCCCCGAAAAGCGCGAAAUAUUCAAUACAUACAUUAACAGCAUACAAAAAGUUCUCGAUGAUUAUGAACAACAAUGCGGUACGAAAAAGAAGGUGACAUUCAGAACUCUGGACGAAAUUACGGAGAAAGACGAUUCUAGCAAAUCUUUUGCAAUAUAUAAACGAAAGGACAAAGACAUAGACGAAAUAUCUACAGCCACAAAUGUUUCAUUCGAUGAUGACCAAUCCUUUGAAGAAUACACUGAUGAAGAAUUGAUUGUACUAAACAAAUAUAUAGACGAAUAUAUAAAGGAUUCUACUUCUAAACAGAAACAACCUAGCGUUACAAAAAACUAUGACGGUGCAGCGAAAUUAACAAGCGAAUUUGAGUUUAUAUCUGCUAAUGAUUAUAUAUCUAAGAGUCUACAUAAUAAAAGUGAUUCUUGCAGCAGCAAAAAAGUUAAACCCAAACAUUUGGAAGAUUUCGAUCAAAGUUUAACCAAGAACUUAAAUUCAUCGGCGAGCAGUAAAAGUAGUAAAGCCAGAAAUCAAAACUCAAACAAGACUUCGCCAUUCAAACAUUCUUUCAGUGAGAUAAUCAACAAAAUGAAGAAAAAUGUGGAGAAGAGCAUGGAAAAAUUGAAACCGGUUUUCUUUAAAUUUGUUACAAUGGAGAAUAAUAAAUCAUUGAGUACAAAAUAUCUAUCUAACAACGAAGAAAGAGAGAGUGAAAAAGGAGAGAGUACUGGUUGCAACAAAACGGUAACUGGUGCAACGAAUUUCCAGGAACAUAACGUUAAAAGAAAAAUAUCUUUCGAUUCGUGUACACAUGACGAAAAUAUAGAAAAUAAUAAUGAUACAGUUCAUAAAUCACACCAUCAUACAGCAGACGGAAACUUGGAACGGAACUUGGUUGAGGAUCUCGACAAGAUCGAAAUUGCCAAUCAGGAAAGCGAACCGUUACUUUUGAACAAGAGCAAAACCUUCAUUAAUAAUUUAAAAAUUAAGAACAUUUUCAAGAGUCCAUACAAUCAUUCACCGCGAAGCAAGUCGCGCAGCCAGUAUAUAUUAGGACACGAAUAUUACAUACAUCUUUUGGACAAUGCUGCGCAACUAGAAGAGAAAAAAGAUAUCAUAAAUAGGCAGGAAGCAGUGAUUCAGGAUCUCAGUGAAAAGAUAGAACGUCUCACAAGUGAGCUUACCAUCCUGAAGCAUCAGUUCAGAGUGGAUGAUUUGGUUUUAGAACAGAAGAUAGUAGGAUCAUCGUUGCAGAAGUUUAGAUUGUUAAUUUCGGAAUCUGUAAGAGAACACAAACAGACAUUGAAGAAUUAUUACGAAGAAAAUAUGGAAAAGGAAAACAAGAAAAUAAAGGAGGAAUACGAAAAGAUUAUACUCAAAUAUGAACAAAGAAAUAUUGCGUUGCAUACAAAUCUAGAGAUAAAGGAGAAGGAGUUCAUCUAUCUCAGCUCGAAAUUAGAGUCCACGAAUAAGGAAUACUUGGAUUUUAAAACAGAAAUACUCACGAAACGCUUGACUGACCAAUAUAAUAAAAGUAAUUUGUUGAUAAACAAGAACAUAUAUUUUUACGAAAAUGCACUUAAUAUAAUGAAAAUAAUAGAACGUAUAUUUAAUGCAAUUGUUGGAGAAAAAUUAUCGUAUGUGGCACAGGAGUUACAAUCUUGGCAGGACAAUAUUACUUUUUUACGUAAAGAACUUAAAAAUUGUCAGGAAGCGUACAUGCAUGGAACGAUUCAAUUGAAGAAGAAAGAAUAUAUUGAUAAAAUUAACGAUAUACCGUGGGUAAAUUAUACGGCACCUGAAAUUUCUAACACUAUUUUAUCCUCAUAUGUGUUUAACGCUUUCAUAGAAUUUUACAACAAACUAAUGGAAAAAUGUUGCCAAGAUAAGUCGUCUUUACCGCAACAAAUACCGUCUAUAGAUAUAAUAAAAGAUUUAUUAAUUACUGUGGAAGCUAUUGUACAUAGAACAAAUAAUGACGAUAUGAAUCAAGUCAGUACUGAAGAUGCUGAAACUUCCGAAUUACAAGCCAAUAAAGAAAACAAUAUGUGUAAGCAACAUUCUGCAGAUGAUAAACAUGAGGAUAUUUUGGCCAGUCAAUAUAAAUGCCAAGAAAAAGAAAGAACUGAAUAUGAAAAACAGCAAGAUAAUGAUAUAUUAACUCUCACAUUACGAGAUAUAUACUAUUAUAAAAAUCGCUAUAGGAAAUCAGAGGAAUGUGAAGGACAUAAUAUAAAUGACAUUACCGAUUGCAAAGAGGAAAUUGAUGAGGAAGUGACGACAAGUGAGAUGAAUUUAGUUAGCGAUAAAGUAGCAAAUAAAUCUGAUGAAGAUAUUAACAAAAAAGAAAUUGUAAAUGAAGUUAAUAAAGCUAACAAUAAGAUAGAAAUUAUAAUGAAGCUAAAUGAUGAUUGUGAUAGUAUGGAAAAUUUUUCUCCUAAAGGAAAGAAAAGUGAAGGAAUAAUUAUAACGGAGCUAAGUGAUGAUAAUGAUAAUAUGGAAAAUCUUUCCUCUAAAGAAAAUAAAAGUGAAGGAGUAAUUAUAACGAAGCUAAGUGACGAUAAUAAUAGUAUGGAAAAUCUUUCCCCUAAAGGAAAGAAGAGUGAGGGAAUAAUUAUAACGAAGCUAAAUGAUAACAAUGAUAGUAUGAAAAAUCUUUCCCCUAAAAGAGAAAAGAGUAAAGGAAUAAUUAUAAUGGAGCUAAGUAGUGAUAGUGAUAGUAUGAAAAAUUUUUCUCCUAAAGGAAAGAAAAGUGAAGGAGUAAUUAUAACGGAGCUAAGUGAUGAUAGGGAUAGUAUGAAAAAUAUUUUCUUUAAAAAAAAAAAGAGUGAUAUCGUUAUCUAUGACGGAAAGCAGAUUAAUGAAGGAGUGACGAUAAGCGAAGUGACGGCAAGCGAAACAAAUCGAGCUAGUGAUGAAGGACCAACUUUAGAUAAGGCAAAUGAAGUUAAUGAUGAGAAAAUAAUUGACAAAUUGCAUGGAGGUAUUGAGAGAAUAACACAUGAAUUGGUUGAUUCUGAUAUUGACGAAAUGAUUACAAGUGAAUUGAAUGAAAAUAACAAAAUAAUUCUAAGCGGGUGCUAUAGUAAUAAGGACAGUGACAGUGAUGAGGAAAACCUCCCUGAAGAAAACAAGAGUAAUAUUCUUACCUAUUACAAAACACUAAUUAAUGAAAAAUAUAUGCUUCCUUUGAAGCAUUAUGACUCAGAUUUGUGGAAUAAUUUGACGCAAGGCACAAUACAAAACCAAUUUGAAGUAAUAACAGUUAAUAAUAAAAUAACGAUAUUAACAAAUUCAAACAAGCUAGUUUCAAAACGCAAAAGCAUAUGUUCAAAAAAGAUAAAUAAAAAUAUAUUUAAUAAAAAUAAGAAGCAUAUUGAAAAAGAGAUGAACGCAAUAAAUGACCUGUUGUCUACGAUGUUACAAAAUUUUCCAAAUCUUGCGAGUACAGAAAUAUUAAACGGCAUAAUGACAAUGAAAGAUACGGGUAUGAUUAUAUCAAAAGUAUCUCAAGAAUUUGUGAUAAAGGAGUUACACUAUUUAAUAACAAAAGCAAAUGCGCAUGGAAUUCCUUUGUUUACCAAAAAUCAAAUCAAAGAAAUCAAAUUAAACAACUAGAAAAUUAUUCAAAUGAAACAGAUGCAAAGGAAGACAACUUACAAAUUAACCCGAAAUUAGCACGUUCAAAAAAAAUUAAAAAAAAAUCUCGACCUAGAAAAAAUUAAAACCAAGAAAAAUCAAUAAAAAAAGAGAACUCAGGAAAAAUUGGCACAAAUUACGCUUAUCAGGGAGAAACUAGUUCGAAAGAAUGCUAACUGAGAAAAAAAAUUAACUCACUGGAAACUAUCCCAAUCUACAAAUAAUCAGUUUGGAAAAACUACUUCAGAAAAAAUUAUUAAAAAAAAAACUGUUUUUGGAGAAGCUAACUCGAUAGAAACCAGCUCAGAAAAAACUACACCAUAGAGAACUACUUCAGAAAGUAACUGUUUAGGAAAAAAUAGUCCAGCAGCAACUAUUUAAAGGAACAGUAAUUUAAAACAAAAUCUCUCUCUAAAAAAAAUCAGCACUGGAGAAUUUAUAGUUUGUGAGGAACCAGAGUCACAUACACACAAGAUAUUGAUUUAUAAGAUGACAAGAAGAAUACAAUUCACAUUAUUAGAUGGUUUUUUAUUAAAUCUGCAAAUUGCGAUUUAUUAUACAUUUCUAUUUACAAAAUGAAAUUAUUAACUCCACCAGAAACUGAUUGAAAAACUCGAAGUGAGAGCGGUUACGUGGUGCCACCACUUUGGUGGAAUAUACAACAUUUCCCCUGGUUUUAAAUAACACAUCAUACCUUUAGCCUUGCAAAAAUUUGGCCACUUAGUGUAAUCUGGAUUUAUCGGAUCCACUUGCGCAGUAUUGUUGAGUAAUCUUGUAGUUUUGGCACCUGAGAAAGCAAGUUAUUUUUCGGAUCAAAGUGCAAGGGCGACACUGUACCACUAGGGCCAAACCAUGCAUUUAUAUCAGGUGGUUCUACGUCAUUAUCCACAUUGUCUGAAAAACUACAAUAUUCUGGUAUUGCGAAAUCUUCUUUUAGUUCUGGUAUCUGAGAGAAAUUUUGAAAGAUUUUACAUUAGUAGACUAGUAUUAUGUUAGAGAAUUACGUUAGAAAUACUUUAAAUUGAUUUGACUAAUUUGUUAUACUAAUUAUAUAAUUACCUGUUCGAAAAGUUGAUGCUGCGCUAAAUAACCGACUUGACUAUUACUUGUAAUAACAUGCUUUCGUAAAAAUUCGGAAAAACUAACAAGAUGCUGAGUCCAAUCCUCCUCAGUAUAACGAGAUCCGAUUUCGAUCGGUAUUGUCCGAGAUCCCGCAAUUUUAUGUAGGUAGUCAGGAUUCUUCCAUAAUGUUAAUGCUUUCCAAUGUCUCAUGCAACCUAAGGAGAUGCAUCAAAUAAAUACUUAAUCAUUUUCUAUAAACAAUUUUCGAUGGCACAUGUAAAGUAUUAUUGAAUUGUUAUGUAAAUGAAUUUACAUACAAUACAUGUAAAGUAUGUGCAUAUAAAUGGUUACAUGCACAUAUAUUUAUAUUGUUCUUAUGACUUUGUGCAUCGUGAUAAAAUGCAAUAUAUAGAAUCAGUUUUAUUAUUAUUUUAUUAUUAUUUUAUUUAUUAUUUUAUUAAUUUUAUAUAUAUAUAUAUAUAUAUAUAUAUAUAUAUAUAUAUAUAUAUAUAUAUAUAUGAGAUUUUAUAUAAUUCGUUCUUUUACCUGUUAAUACGGCUGGAUAUUUUGGCAUAAAAACCUGUUUGUAAAACAAUUCCAUUGAAGGUUCCUUAUAAUGUAUUAUUUCCAAAAAUCCAGAUAAAAUUGCAUCAUUGAUUUUAUCACUGUUAAUUGGAAUUUCCUCUAAAUUUGCGCCGUCAGAUUCAUCUAAUAGAAAUGUGGAAAGUAGACUGCUUUUAUAAUAUUGUUAUUGAAUUAUUGUACAUAAUUUUAUUAUUGUAUUAGUAACGCAAAAAUCUUUACCGAUACAAUAGCUGUUCAAUUUGGCAGCAGUAGUUGUUAAUAAAUUUGGCAUACUGGAAAGAGGCGCACCUAAUAGAAUACCUUUGUCAAUUUGGCUAAUAAUAUUCCUUAAUGUAGCCUUUUUUUCUUUCUCAGUGAAAUUCCCAGCAUUAAGUUCAUACUGAAGUUCUAAUAGUGCUGCCUAAAUAUAGAGUGCAAUUUCAAAUAAAGUUAAUCAGUAUAUGCAUUUGAAUGAUGAAAGAUAUGGAAUGUAUAAAUAAUUUUUUAUACCUUUAUGACAAUGCACAAAGAAUAACAAUAUCUGUAUUCUAUGGGGACAUCUUUCCAGUAGCCAGAAUUCAAUGCUUCCCAUGUGCGAUCUAAACAAGCUUCUAUUCUUGUUAUCGAAGUGCUUAUCCAUGUUUCUGAUGUUCUUGUGAGAAGAAAUUUUUAUGUAUUUUAUGUAAUACAUUGAAUAUUUAUAUGAAAUAAAAGAUCUGAUGAAUAUGCACAGUCUAUAAGGA
Messenger RNA from Odontomachus brunneus, 7914 nucleotides. RefSeq lists its product as uncharacterized. The transcript has 30 exons. Lineage: Eukaryota; Metazoa; Arthropoda; Insecta; Hymenoptera; Formicidae. The record is from RefSeq and is a predicted model, not a curated record. Bases 923 to 5524 code for a protein of 1533 amino acids. Gene Ontology annotation, molecular function: protein binding.